GUAACGUCGUGAAUUCCUGCGUCGUCCUUCACGACGAACGUGCCAAUUGCGAGUCGAGCGAAAAAAAAGCAACGGAUGAUGAAGCCCACAAGGAAGGAAUGAAAAUCUACCUACAGUAUUUCCAAAGAAGCAUGGCGAAAUAUAGGGACACAAAUAUUUAUGAGAUAUACACCUUAGAACAGGUCGAAGAAAAAAUGAAAGAAGCUGUCACGGACGUUGUCAGCCUCACCAACCUUCCCUAUGAUUAUGCAUACUUUUUUUUAAACUCGUACAAUUUUAACUCGAAUUAUUUCAUCGAAGCAUGGUUUAGGAACCCAAAGGAAGUGCUCGCCAAAGCACACAUGUCUCACCUUAAGGAGGAAGACCUCUGUGCAGAUUAUGCCAGUAGUGAGACCGCUCCUCCACCAGUACCACCCACCAUUGACAUGACUAAAUCAAUUCAAGAGCCCCCCUCCGAACAAAUCACUCACACGGAGAAAGGUACCAAAUUUACAUGCCCAAUCCUACUUAACCAGUAUGACCUACAAGACACACACGCGCUUAAAUGCGGACAUCGAUAUUCGAAGGAGUGCUGGAAAGGUUAUCUCCAAACAGCCAUCGACAACGACUUUGACGAAGCUGUAAUUAAUAAAAAGUGCAUAGAGCCAAAGUGCCAACAACUCAUCAUGAGAGAAGACUGGAAAAAAAUCUCCGACAAAAAUAAUGACCUGUUUGUAGAAUACGAAAAGCUUUUGGUAAAGAUAUUCAUAAAGAAUAACCCUAGUUUAAAAAAAUGCCCAUAUGAUAGAUGCCCCUACGUUAUAGAAUCUGUGAUGCUCCCCGAUAAUGGAAUCAUUUGCAGAUGUGGACACAACUUUUGCUUUAACUGCACGGAGGAAUUUCACCGACCCGUCAGCUGCGCAGUCAUUAAACAGUGGAACGAUCUCCUUACAAAAGGUGAACAUAACGUUACGUGGAUUCGAUCCCACACGAAGCAGUGUCCCAACUGUGCCAAGUCGAUUGAAAAAACGUCCGGCUGCAUGAACGUGAAGUGCAUCUGUGGGUUCAGCUUCUGCUGGCUGUGCUUGCAGCCCUGGGCGCACCACAAGGGGGGCUUCUACCAGUGCAAUCAGUACGUCUCGCAGAGGGGAGCGGUGAAAGGGGGGCAAGGGGGAGCACAAGAUGGGGCAAAACAUGAGGCACAAGAUGGGGUACACCAUGAGGCACAACAUGAGGCACAACAUGACGCAAAAGGUGGCUCGAAAAGUGAUACCCUAAGCGACGUACCGAGCAACACCCCUAACGAGGCGCCCCCCCUCACGCCGCAAACACGCAAAAGCGCUCACGAGGCGCUUCACAAAUUCAACCACUUCAAAACCAGAUUCGAUGCCCACCAACAUGGAGAAGAAUUUUCCAUCAAAACGCAGCUGCUUUUCCUUUCCCAUUUUUGCGCAUCGAACAAAAUCGAGCCAACGCAUCGUAUAUAUCAUUUUCAAAAAUCCAUCAUACAAACCAUUAGGUGUAGAAAAAUCCUCAAGUGGUCCUACGCCUUCGCCUACUUUGCCACUUGGGAUGAUGAAAAUAAAAAAUAUUUGUUCGAGUACCACCAAGGACAGCUAGAAAAAAACUUAGACAUUUUACAAAAAAAAACGGAGAGUGUAAAUUUGGCUCAUUUCCUGACCACCAAUUUGGAUGUAAAAGUUGUUCGAGAGGUGGAAGAGUUAACCAAGACAGUCGACGUGUUUUUUAAAAAUAUAUGCGACUUUAUGGAGAGCGCGUUUAGCUCCUGUGCUGAGAAGCUCUCAGGUUGA
Messenger RNA from Plasmodium cynomolgi strain B, 1790 nucleotides. Its product is annotated as IBR domain protein. The transcript has a single exon. The annotation marks the transcript as partial. Gene Ontology annotation, biological process: protein polyubiquitination; ubiquitin-dependent protein catabolic process; positive regulation of proteasomal ubiquitin-dependent protein catabolic process. Gene Ontology annotation, molecular function: ubiquitin conjugating enzyme binding; ubiquitin protein ligase activity; zinc ion binding. NCBI's taxonomy places the organism in Eukaryota, Apicomplexa, Aconoidasida, Haemosporida, Plasmodiidae. The record is from RefSeq and is a predicted model, not a curated record. Gene Ontology annotation, cellular component: cytoplasm; ubiquitin ligase complex.